Epithele typhae is the source of this 183-nucleotide messenger RNA. RefSeq lists its product as uncharacterized. The transcript has a single exon. Bases 1 to 183 code for a protein of 60 amino acids. The record is from RefSeq and is a predicted model, not a curated record. NCBI's taxonomy places the organism in Eukaryota, Fungi, Basidiomycota, Agaricomycetes, Polyporales, Epitheliaceae.
AUGCCUUCCUUCGCGAUCCGGCAGGAUAUACAACAGCGCUACAACGUCGACCGCCGGCACAUCUACGACUGGUUUCACAGCAAGGGUCUGCGCGUCACCAAGGAAGACAAGCGCGCGACCGUCGAGCAGAAAACCGAUGCUAUGCGCAUGCACGUGAGUUGUCUUGAGUGUGUCGCUGGCUAG